This is a messenger RNA of Prionailurus viverrinus (fishing cat), 1648 nucleotides long. It is a transcript of the gene CSKMT, whose product is annotated as citrate synthase lysine methyltransferase. The record is from RefSeq and is a predicted model, not a curated record. NCBI's taxonomy places the organism in Eukaryota, Metazoa, Chordata, Mammalia, Carnivora, Felidae. Gene Ontology annotation, molecular function: S-adenosylmethionine-dependent methyltransferase activity. The transcript has 3 exons. Bases 392 to 1123 code for a protein of 243 amino acids.
UUGGCUCUGCGCUGUGUCCGCGCAGGUCCCGCCCCUCGGCCUCCGCGAGCCAAUCGCAGCCCGGGGCGGGUACUGAGGGUAUAUAAAGCAGCUCGGCGGCGUCCUGGCUCUCUCCCGGGACGGCGAAAAAGUAGGUGCGCAGGUUUGGGGAGCCGCCCCUGGAACCGGAGCUGUCGUGUCCCCCUCCUCUUUUAAUUUACCGUUGCCAACAAUAAAGGCCUUUCCUGCCGUAGUAAGUGUGUGUCCGCGUUUUUUCCAUGGUUGUCAUUAGGCUGUUCGCGUUAUCCCACAAAGCGGAAUUUGCAACCUUUCUCUUGGACCUCAGGCUCCUUCGGGAGUGCGGGCGACAUUUCGCAGAAGGUUCUCUGGCCGACCUUGCCGGGAUCUCCAGAUGGCCGCGCUGCGAGCAACUCUCCACGUGGCGACCCUGGCGGUUGGGGCGCGCCGAGCUUUGUUGGGUAGGGAAGGCUCCCUGGCUGGUAACUGCCUGGCCCACCGUCGCCUCUGGGAUAAGCUCCACAGCGGUCCCCGAGUCGGCAGCGUCCCCACGUUCGACUGGUUCUUUGGGUAUGAGGAAGCCCAGGGGUUCCUACUGCCGCUGCUGCAGGAGGCACAGGCUGCCUAUCCACUGCGGGUGUUGGACGUGGGCUGUGGGACCUCCAGCCUAUGUACAGGUCUCUACACCAAGUGUCCAAUUCCCGUGGAUGUGCUGGGGGUGGACUUCUCUCCUGUGGCCGUGGCCCACAUGAACAGCCUCCUGGAAGGUGGCCAAGACCAAAAACCCCUGUACCCUGGGCACCCUGCCUCUCGACUACAGUUCAUACAGGCUGAUGCCCAGAACCUGGAGCCCGUGGCUCCCUCAGGCUCCUUCCAGCUAGUGCUGGAUAAGGGCACCUGGGAUGCUGUUGCCCGGGGUGGUCUGCCUGGGGCUUACCAGCUUCUGUCAGAAUGCCUAAGGGUCCUAAGCCCCCGGGGGACCCUGAUUCAAUUCUCCGAUGAGGACCCUGAUGUGCGGCUACCCUGCCUGGAGCAAGGGUCCCAAGGCUGGACUGUGACUGUGCAGGAGCUAGGCCCUUUCAGGGGCAUCCCCUACUUUGCUUACUUGGUUCAAGACUCUCAUUAAAGACUUUAGUUCUAACUCUAAUUUUUCUGUUGGGUGAGGAAAGAGGUGAAGAGAAUUUUUUUCUUCUUUGUAUGAUGUCUGGGAAGUGAGGAUCUUCGGGCUGGCCUCCAUAUUUUCUAGCCGCGUGCACAUAUUUUUGAAUGUCUCCAUGCCCCAGUUUACACCUCGGCAAGGUAGGAAUAAUAAUAGGUGGAGUUGGGAUUACAUACAAUGUCAGGUGAAACAUUUAGCACUUAGCAAUGCCAGCCAGGCACAAGAUGAGUGCUACCUAGAGAAGGCUUCUAACCCCUACUAACUGGAAUACCUAUGGGCACAGAUAGAGUUUCUGGGGGUUUUUUGUUUAAAGAGAGGAGUUCUUAAUCCAAAUCCCAGCACUGACUGACUGAUGUGAACCAGUGGCCCAACCUCUAAGCCUCAGUGUCCUCAACCUGUGAAAAGGGGAAGAUUGAUAGGACAGCCAGAAGGGCCUCCUAACAAACUUCACUGAAAUGUUGAAGGAGAGAGAACAGAUACUUACCCUCAAAG